This is a messenger RNA of Necator americanus (New World hookworm), 1344 nucleotides long. RefSeq lists its product as uncharacterized. Gene Ontology annotation, biological process: microtubule-based movement. Bases 1 to 1344 code for a protein of 447 amino acids. Lineage: Eukaryota; Metazoa; Nematoda; Chromadorea; Rhabditida; Ancylostomatidae. The record is from RefSeq and is a predicted model, not a curated record. The transcript has 9 exons. Gene Ontology annotation, molecular function: ATP binding; microtubule motor activity; microtubule binding.
AUGCUCGUAAUAGCGACUCGUACUUCCGAAGGGAGAGUCCGUGGUGGAACUUCGCCAGUGGAAAUGAUCGGGGUUAACACAGGAGCUGACGAACGGAGGUUAGAGAAAAGAAGCAUCUUAGUGAUGGUUUUCUUCUCACGACGAGAACAGGUUGUUGUUCGUGUGCGGCCGCUCAGCAACGCAGAAAAGGAUCAGAGAAACUUCCAGUGUGUUUUUCAACUCGACAAACGGCGGUUACUUCUUGUCGAUCCGGAAAAAUACGAAAGUAACAUCCUGCGCCAGAAUCGGCAACAUGAGAGACAAUUUUUGUUUGAUGCGGCCUUUGGACCGAACUCAUCUCAAGUAGACAUUCACACUGCGACCACAUCUCCUUUAGUAGAUUCUAUCGUAGCUGGCUACAACGCAACUGUUUUUGCAUAUGGAGCCACUGGUUCUGGGAAAACAUUUACAAUGAUAGGAACCAAGGAGCGUCCAGGACUGAUGAGUCUGUUAACACAGAAUUUGUACCAGAAAAUCGAUGUUGAGGAGUAUCAACUGCAAUUAUCAUAUCUUGAAAUCUAUAACGAGGUAAUAAAAGAUCUUCUCAGCCCGACUGGUGCGAUGUUGGAUCUAAUGGAGGACGAUAAAGGGAACAUCAGAGUACCUGGCUUGUCAGCGGUUCAAGCUCCAAAUCUUGCACGGGUGCAUUACCUCCACAACGGUUUACCGCAUCAUAGUGGCGUGGAGGUGACAAUGGGCGUCGAACUGCGAUGCACAACGGAGGCUGGGCGACGACCUGUGGUGAAAGCUAAGCUCGCCGUGGCAGGGUUGCUUAGUUUGGGGAGAAGUCUCUUUGCCACUCCAGCAUAUUCACUGCCUCAGUACCCUGCACACUGGGCCCUGCCGUCUCAGACGUCGGACGGUAUGGCGACCGACGCUAACCUGCAUGCCCUUCUCGGAGCUGCAGAGCGUAUCAAAUUUCACGUGAUUGCUCUGCAGGAGACCAAGUGCAGAAGGAGCGACGUACGACAGAUGAAUGACGGUACACUCGUCAUUCGUGGAGAGAAGGUUCCGUCGCGAAAUGUAGGCGGUGUUGGUUUUGUUGUGCACCCAUCUGUCGUCCAUCUCGUCGAUUCUCACGAGAUCCUGUCACCUCGUCUGGCCAUUCUUCGCCUCCGCCCUCUGCGCCAAAAAUCCAUCAGUAUCAUCAACUGCUACUCACCAACAUCAGCAGCUGAUGAAUCCGUAUUGGACGCGUUUUACGAGGAGCUACAAAUUCGUUGUCGAAGAGUUCAACGCAAAACUAGGAAAGGCCACAGAAAAGGAAUACAUAAUUGGAAGAUUUGGACUAGGGGACCGGAAUGA